Messenger RNA from Medicago truncatula (barrel medic), 2358 nucleotides. RefSeq names its product arginyl-tRNA--protein transferase 2. Gene Ontology annotation, molecular function: arginyl-tRNA--protein transferase activity. Gene Ontology annotation, biological process: protein arginylation. Bases 170 to 2050 code for a protein of 626 amino acids. Gene Ontology annotation, cellular component: cytoplasm. NCBI's taxonomy places the organism in Eukaryota, Viridiplantae, Streptophyta, Magnoliopsida, Fabales, Fabaceae. The record is from RefSeq and is a predicted model, not a curated record. The transcript has 6 exons.
UUUAUUGUUUUUCAAGUUGACACAUUCUUGAGUCAAAAAAAUAAAAUAAAAAAAAUUGACAAAUUGUUUGCCAUAUUCCAAAAACAAAAGAAUUCAAACAAAAAACUGAACAAUGAAUUGAAAUCGGUUCUGAAUCCAAUCAAAGAUCAAACAAUCCUUAAAUCGAAGAAUGUCGAGUACGAAGAGGAACGAAGCUAGCAGUAGCAGCAGCAAAACCCCAAAGGAAAGCGUCGUUGCUGAUUGCGGAAAGCGUCGAAGCUCUUGUGGUUAUUGUAGAUCUCCCCGUCACAAUAGCAUCUCUCAUGGCAUGGUGGCAUAUAGCCUCACAGUGUAUGACUACCAAGCUCUUCUUGACCGGGGCUGGAGAAGAUCUGGAAGUUUUCUUUAUAAACCGGAGAUGGAAAAAACGUGUUGCCCUUCCUAUACAAUCCGCUUGAAAGCAAGUGACUUUGUUCCCUCUAAGGAACAACUUCGUGUAUCUAGACGAAUGCAAAGGUUUUUAGAUGGAACCUUGGAUGUUAAAAGAGUUGAUGCCAUGGAGGAACCAAAUACUUCAAACAAUUCAGAAAGCCUUGUCCAUAACAACCCAUCAUGCUCCAUGUCAGAAGAAUCUCCAUCUGUUAGCAAUAAAGAGGUGGAUGAAGUUGAAAAAUCUUUGCACUAUUUAUCCGAUCAGAUUGACAAUGCAGUACACAUGUUCACUGAGAACGGGGAAUUUCCAUCUGGUAUUCAAUUACCAAAAGCUUCAGUCAGAAUGGUUUCACAGGGGAAAAAGAAGGUAUUAGCCAAUGGGUCCGAAGACCUCUUAUAUAGUAGCAAUAUAGCCUUUCAAGUUGCUGCAUCUAUAAACCGAGCAAAGUCAAGGGACAAGGAUGGGAAUGAUUCUAAACCAUCAAGAGAUAGUGACAAGGAGAAUGGAUUUUCUCCUAAAAUUAUUGCAGAAAAGCUGGUAGCAUCUUUAGAUUCAACAGUGAACAUUUCUGGUCUGUCUAUCAGGGCUUGCAAUGGUCAUGUCAAUUUUUAUACUUCUAGUAAGCAAGUUUCCCAAAAUGGAACUGUUCAAAAAGCUGCAAUUCCAAAGAAGUCUGCAACGAAUCGUAAUAUUGGAGGAAACCGAAAGCUUGAGAUUCGUUUGAACAGAUCCAGUUUUGAUCCAGAAGAAUAUGCUUUAUAUAGAAAAUAUCAGAGAAAAGUACAUAAUGAUAAACCAGAAAAUUACACAGAAAGCUCAUAUCGCAGGUUUUUGGUUGAUACUCCAUUAAUAUAUGUUUCACAUACUGGUGAUAACACAGUUCCUCCUUGUGGUUUUGGCUCUUUCCAUCAACAGUAUUUAGUGGAUGGUAAAUUAGUGGCAGUUGGGGUUAUAGAUAUCCUUCCUAACUGUUUAUCGAGUAAAUAUUUGUUCUGGGAUCCAGACUUUGCCUUUCUAUCACUAGGCAAGUACUCAGCUCUUCAAGAAAUUGGUUGGGUGAAAGAUAACCAGGCUUAUUGUCCUAGUCUCCAGCACUAUUAUCUUGGCUACUAUAUUCACUCUUGCAACAAGAUGAGAUACAAAGCUGCAUAUCGCCCUUCAGAGCUACUAUGUCCUCUUCGCUAUCAGUGGGUUUCAUUUGACAUUGCAAGGCCUUUGCUUGACAGAAAGCGUUAUGUUGUCUUAUCAGAUGCUUCCAUUUUACAAAAUGGAGAGUCAUCCCCAUUUCAAGUUGCUGAAGAUCAAGACACAAUGUUAAGCCAGGUUGAUGAGAGUGGUCAAGAAGAUGCAAAUGAUGUUCCAAUGCAUGGAGAUGAAGAUGAAGAUGAAGAAAUGGUUGAAUCUGAAUUGGAAAGCUCUGAUGAUGAACCUGAUAUAGAAACUACUUCAAAUGGUGAACCAGAAAAUGGCGAUUUCAGCAAAGUUUUGCUAGGGAUAAAGGGAUCUCGUGUGAGAUACAAGGAUCUGCAAAGUGUGUUUGGUCGUGAGCAGCAAAGAUACUUGGAGUCACAGUUGCAGAAAUACAGGAGGGUUGUCGGUCCAGUGUUAUCUGAGCGAAUGGUCUACUCUCUCGGUUAAUUUAUAUCUCGGAACUUGAAUCACAUAACAUGCUACUGCUAUUCUCCCCAGCAAAUAAGAUCCUGUAUCCAGCAGCUGGAGCUGAAUUUGAUCCCCAUUUGUCUCUAGGAAUGGCAUCAGCUGUAACAAUUAUGUGAACUAAGUUUUUGGUUAAUAGUUUGUUUUAUUUAACAUGUCUGGUUUGUUCAUCAAAUUUCUUGUGCAUUUGCAUAUACGGAAUUUAAUUUAAUGGUGUAUCUAUUUGCCAGCAUUAGUUGCUGAAUGUGGAAUGAAAUCAAUAGAUUUGCGGUCUUUAGUUGAAGCAUCAA